AUGACCUAUGAGCAACGAGGACGUCCUUUGGCGAUUUCACCUGAAGAAGCUGAAUUCGUCAUGGCGGCUCUCGACUUGGAGCCAACAUUGUUCAUCGAUGAGAUCCAGUCACAUCUCCAGGCGAUGGCUGGGAACCUGCACCCACUAUCAAUGAUCACUGACGAGUUGCGGGUACGCCUCCAGUUGACCAAGAAGACCGCCCGCACGGUGCACCCGGCCCAAUGCCCCUUCCAAAGGGCCGAAUUUACCGAGAGAGUGGGGGUGUACCACCCAAGCUACUUCGUCUUCAUGGACAAGGCGGCGGUAUCCCUAGGAACCCACUCAUGA
Messenger RNA from Puccinia graminis f. sp. tritici CRL 75-36-700-3, 327 nucleotides. RefSeq lists its product as uncharacterized. The coding region runs from base 1 to 327 and encodes 108 amino acids. The record is from RefSeq and is a predicted model, not a curated record. NCBI's taxonomy places the organism in Eukaryota, Fungi, Basidiomycota, Pucciniomycetes, Pucciniales, Pucciniaceae. The transcript has 2 exons.